CUGGAAGCGGAAUAUAUUUUAGUCAGUGACAAAGCGUCAAUAUGUGAAGGUUUUUAAAAUAAAAUAACAUAAAAAAAAAUUUUAGUGGAAAUGACCUCAUGCCAGAAUAAAGUUUGCAAUCCGUUUUACGGUGAACAACCGGAACAAUGGGUCACCGAAAAGGUUUCUGCAAAAGUAAAAGAAGUAUUGGCAGAGAUGCAGCUUACAGACGACGUUCUUCGUCAAGAUAUGACGGUUUUUGAGCAAAAUAUUGAACGAGGUUUAAAGAAAGACACUCAUCCAGACUCUAUAGUGAAAUGUUUUAUAACGUAUGUACAGGAUCUACCAAAUGGUUCAGAAACAGGAAAGUAUUUAGCACUAGACCUCGGUGGAACGAAUUUUAGAGUUUUAUUGGUGGAUCUGGCGCCAGGCAAGUGUGACCUUACUUCAGACAUUUAUAGUACCCCGGUAGAACUUCAAACAGGUACCGGAAUAGCCUUGUUCGAUCAUAUAGCAGCCAGUUUAGCAGACUUUAUAAAAAACCAUGGCUUAGAAAACGAAUUUCUUGACUUAGGAUUUACCUUCAGCUUUCCUUUAUUACAAAAAGGAUUAAGAUCUGGAACGCUUGUCAAAUGGACAAAAGGCUACAAUAUUCCUGAAAUGAUUGGUGAAGAUGUAGUGAAGUGGCUAAGGGAAGCCAUAGAAAGAAGAGGAGACGUAAAGAUAAAUGUUUGUGCUAUUUUAAAUGACACUACUGGGACAUUAAUGUCUUGUGCCUGGAAGAAUCCAAAGUGCAGGAUCGGGAUGAUCGUUGGUACCGGACAUAAUGCCUGUUAUUUGGAAAAGCAGUCAAAUGCAGAGAUGUUUGAUGAGCCAGAUUUGGGUUCUGGAAAAGUAAUUAUAAAUCUUGAGGCGGCAGCUUUGGGAGACGACGGAGCUCUUGACUUCUUGAGAACCGAUAUUGACAGAGAGGUGGAUGCCGAGUCGCCAAACCCUGGCAAGCAAAUCAAUGAAAAGCUGAUUUCUGGUAUGUUUUUGGGAGAAGUAGUCAGAAAGUAUACAUUGAAGUUUAUUAAAAGUGGAGAUAUGUUUGGUGGAAAGCAUGACGACGUAUUUUCACAAAGAGGUAUUAUUCAGACUUCCUUUAUUUCUAAUAUAGAAUCAGAUCAGACGGGGCAUUUUGAUUACUGCAAACAAAUUUUGGCCCAAAUAGGUAUAACGGACGCAAGCGAGCAAGAUAUGAUCGACCUAAGGUACAUUUGCCAACUUGUUUCCACAAGAUCCGCGUAUCUAUGUGCAGCGGAUGCAUCUGUUUUAAUUAAGAGAAUUGGUGAACCAGAUGUUGUAGUGGGAAUUGAUGGAUCUGUGUAUAAGUUUCACCCUUUGUUUAGGAGGAUUAUGAAGGAAAAGAUGAAGGACUUAUUGGAUCCCAGCUUUAAAUUUGAUCUUAUGUUAUCAGAAGAUGGAAGCGGUCGCGGAGCAGCCUUGGUAGCUGCUAUGGCUGCCAUGAGGGCUGCCUGAUAAAUAAAUGAGUUUAAUUAAAAGUGAGUUUUAUUUUAAAGAACUCAACUUAUUAUAUUAAUAUUAAAUGAUUUAAUAUAUGCUUUUGUAGACCAA
Molecule: messenger RNA, 1596 nt
Organism: Anthonomus grandis grandis
Lineage: Eukaryota; Metazoa; Arthropoda; Insecta; Coleoptera; Curculionidae
Product: hexokinase type 2-like
Exons: 4
Coding region: 91-1500 (469 amino acids)
Biological process (GO): glycolytic process; intracellular glucose homeostasis; glucose 6-phosphate metabolic process
Cellular component (GO): mitochondrion; cytosol
Molecular function (GO): glucokinase activity; ATP binding; mannokinase activity
Source: RefSeq, a predicted model, not a curated record